CACACACACACACACACACCCAGAUUGAUAUAAUUGAUUCCCUCCCCUCUCUCUCUCUCUCUCUCGGUCUCUCUCUCCCCAGUUGAUUAUCUGGCUGCAGUACUGAACAAUUAACAAUAUUGAUUUACUUUAAAUCAGUGUUCCAUCCAUCAAAGUAUCAAACCACCGGCCUGUUCCCUUGUCAAAUCUUACUCUCUGGUUUUGAGUUGUGAUCACAUCACAUAUAUAAUAGGGAAAAGUUAAUUAAUUGUGUAGAAGUGAGAAGAAAAGAAUGGAAGGAGGAGCAGGGAAUAAGCUGUUGUCCUUGUAUUUCAAUCUCAUGUUGAUUGUACAGCUACAGUUCUGGUCUUCGUUGCUACCAAUCUCCUACUCGGCUGCGAUCAGACAUCUUCCUGGCUUUCCAGGCCCUCUUCCCUUUGAGUUGGAAACCGGGUACGUGGGUGUGGGGGAGUCGGAAGAGGUGCAGCUGUUCUACUAUUUUUUGAAGUCGGAGAAGAAUCCAGAGAAGGACCCUCUUGUGAUUUGGCUCACGGGAGGUCCUGGUUGCUCUGCUUUGUCUGCUCUUCUAUAUGAGAUUGGCCCACUUUUCUUCGCGGUUGAUGAGGAGUACAACGGAACCCUACCCAAUCUCGUUUUGAAACCACACUCAUGGACGCAGGUGGCAAGCAUAAUCUUUAUAGACUCCCCUGUUGGGACUGGAUUCUCCUACUCUACAACCUCCCAAGGUUUUCAGACGGGCGACUUCAAAUCAUCUAAGCACCUAUACCAAUUCCUUACGAAGUGGAUGAUUGACCACCCAGAGCUUGUCAAUAAUCCAAUCUAUGUUGCUGGAGAUUCAUAUUCUGGCAAGAUCAUACCGCUUGUUGUUAAAGACAUAUCAGAUGGCAAUGAAGCUGGUAAUGAACCGUUUAUCAAUAUUAAAGGAUAUAUAAUGGGAAACCCUGUGACAGAUCCAGUUUUUGACAGCAACAAACAAGUGCAAUAUGCUCAUGGGAUGGGUCUUAUACCAGAUGAACUUUAUGAGUCUGUGAAGAGAAGUUGUGGAGGGAACUAUGUGCAAAUAGAUCCCACCAAUGUACUGUGUCAGAAGGAUAUGCAGUCAUUUUAUAAGUGUAUUUCAGGAUUAAACAUUGCACAAAUUUUGGAACCUUUAUGUUUUUUUGCAUCCCCAAAACCUGAAGAGAUGGUCGGAGAUAGAAGAUCUCUUAAGCAGAAAAAUAACGAGUUCCUCGAUCCAAAACCGAUAAAACCUAUUCCUACAGAUCGCUGUAGGAGUUUUGAUUACUUAUUGGCAUAUUCGUGGGCGAAUGACAGUAGAGUUCGUAAUGCUCUCCACAUCCGAAAGGGAUCCGUUGGGAAUUGGCAAAGGUGUAGCUAUGGAUUACCUUAUCAAUAUGAAAUCCAAAGCAGCAUUGAAUAUCAUGCAAAUCUCAGUAAGAAAGGUUUCCGAUCUUUAAUAUACAGUGGUGAUCAUGACAUGGCAGUGCCAUUCUUGGCAACUGAAGCAUGGAUAAAAUCUCUCAACUACUCUAUCGUUGAUGAAUGGAGGUCAUGGAUUGUUGAUGGCCAAAUAGGCGGAUAUACGAGGACCUAUUCCAACCGAAUGACAUUUGCUACUGUGAAGGGAGGAGGGCACACAGCUCCAGAGUACAAGCCUAAGGAAUGCUUUGCUAUGUUCAAGCGGUGGAUUUCUGAGGAUCCUCUGUAACUACAUUAAGUUUCAGAGCAUUAAAACUACUUACACAGCUCUGCUUGGCCAAAUAAAGCGAGGAGUGAGUAGGGGCCCUCACUUCAUGUCUCUUGUUGUAUACCUAUUAAUACAAUGCCUUAGAACACAUUAUAUUCCCUUUGUAUUUUAAUCCAUUACAAGACGAUGAUGAGUUCAUAUAAGAAUAACAUUGCAUUUGAUCAAUGUAAGUUACUUCUAUUCUAUCAAUAAGAACUUAGACUUGGUUC
Messenger RNA from Macadamia integrifolia, 1956 nucleotides. RefSeq names its product serine carboxypeptidase-like 18. Gene Ontology annotation, molecular function: acyltransferase activity, transferring groups other than amino-acyl groups; serine-type carboxypeptidase activity. Lineage: Eukaryota; Viridiplantae; Streptophyta; Magnoliopsida; Proteales; Proteaceae. Gene Ontology annotation, biological process: secondary metabolic process; proteolysis. The transcript is spliced from 14 exons. The record is from RefSeq and is a predicted model, not a curated record. The coding region runs from base 272 to 1708 and encodes 478 amino acids.